Chrysemys picta bellii (western painted turtle) is the source of this 715-nucleotide messenger RNA. The record is from RefSeq and is a predicted model, not a curated record. Lineage: Eukaryota; Metazoa; Chordata; Testudines; Emydidae.
GGGCUCUCAGGCGCAGAGGGAUCUGACUGAUAAAUGCUUCUCCCUGCAGCCAGACCGUCGGCCCCGUCCGUGUCCGGCCCCCCCAGCAGGGCAGAGCCGGGUCCCCCAGUGACUUUCACCUGCACGUCAGGAGGAUUCUCCCCCAGAGACAUCGCUGUGACCUGGCUCAAAAAUGGGGCCAAACUCCCAGCCCCCCAGCCCCGGGUUCUCCCUGCACACGAGAGCGUCUCCUACAGCGUGUCCAGCACCGUGGGGGUGAGCCUGACCACAGGAGACACCCGCUCCCAGCUCACCUGUCAGAUAGAGCACAGCACCUUACCGGCUGCCCUGCGUGCGACGUACAACCUCAGCGAUGCCCUGCGAGUUCCCCCCAGGCUGCGUGUGGGCACUGCCCCAGCGGCGCCCGUCGCACUGAACAAGUCUGUGACGUUCACCUGCCGUGCGGAGGGGUUUUACCCAAAGGACGUGAGUCUCACCUGGCUGGAGAACGGACAUGAGACGAAUCUGGGAAAACCCUCCCCCCUGACUGAGAAUCCAGACGGGACGUACACGCUCCAGAGCUCCCUGGAGGUCAAAGCAACUGAGCAGAGGAGGCAGUCUGCGUUCACCUGUCGGGCUGUGCACGAUUCCCAGCCCCCCGUCAGUGCCAGCACGAUGCUGAGACUCUCCCAGGUUCCUGCUGACCCAGGUAAAGAUCCCACUUCACCUACUGCAG